Messenger RNA from Hypanus sabinus (Atlantic stingray), 1848 nucleotides. RefSeq names its product MAPK regulated corepressor interacting protein 1 (gene mcrip1). The coding region runs from base 150 to 446 and encodes 98 amino acids. The transcript has 4 exons. NCBI's taxonomy places the organism in Eukaryota, Metazoa, Chordata, Chondrichthyes, Myliobatiformes, Dasyatidae. The record is from RefSeq and is a predicted model, not a curated record.
GAAGUCUCUCUCGGGUGCGCGCGGGAUGCGGCGGCGCUGACGUCACAGCCAAUGGGCGGGGCGCGCACGGGAGCGCGCUUCAGCGCCGCCGCGACGGCCUGAGGGAGCGCGCACGGCUCGGGGAGAGUAGCGGAGCCGGAGCGGCCGCGAUGACCAGCUCACCUGCAUCAAGAAUUGUUUAUAAUGGCAAACGAAACAAUGGACCCCGGUCUCCGACGAACACCGCACCACAGGAGAUGUAUACACCAGCACAUGAGGAAAACGUCAGGUUUAUACAUGAAGCUUGGCAGUGUGUGGAGCGAGAGCUGAGGACCCAAAUGUCAGGGAGUGAACGCGGACCUGUCCAGUACGUCGAGAAGAAUCCCAAUCCAAAUUUGAACAAUUUCACACCUGUCGAUCUGAGUGACCUGCGGAAAAGGAGCUUGUCAGAUGCUAAGAAAUCUUAAAGGGAUAUUGUUGGCUGUGUUUGAUCUUUCCUUCGACAUACCGCUGGAGCUUCCGUUUUGAAGUACGUUUUCUUUCAUCUUUGAUUUGGAGAGGAAUCCGGAACUGCCCACUCUCUUCCAGAAGAACGGACUGCCUGUCAGUUCCUUCCGUCCAACCAACGCAAGGAUGCAUGCGUUCAGCAUGUCAACACAAGUUCGUCAACGGUGCUAAUUUUGACUGAUUUUUGCCCAUCUCUUUCUCCACCAUUGCUAUCAAGAACUAUGCUCCAUUUGAUAAAUUAAGGUCACGACUCACUCCUGUGUUUAAGAAGAGUAUACUGCCCCUGGGAGGUAUGUCUAAAAUGUGCACACGGGGAUCGGGGUGUGUGGUUUCCCCAGCUGCCAGCUGGCUCUCCUGAAUUGUCCUGCUUAGAGGUGGUGGGGUUGGAGGUUGGAAGAGUCAGUCCAGAAACCUUAAUGACUAAAAUUGGUUUAUUUAAAAAAAGUUCCCAUCUGCACAGUUCAAAGUUGGCAUCAGACUUGGCAGUGGGUAAAACAUACUGACUGAUAUGCACAGAACCGGAACUAAUGUGGGGGAAUAAAAGCCUGACUUAACUGACAUGACUGAAAGCAGUGAUGGAAUUGUAACCUGCUUUUGUCGUACAGGCCACAAGUUCAAGUCAUCUUUGUGUUUCAGAGAUUACUUUCAAAUUAGUCUUAAUUUAAAGAGAAAUCAUAGUGGAAUUUGGUGGGGGGGGGGUGGUGGUGAGGGAGAGGAAGAGGGGCUUGAGUUCAGCUGUGGGGAGGAUAACCUUGUGUGUGUUUUUUUUUGUAAACUUUUGUAUUUCUACACUCCUCAACACAUGACCAACAUUGUUAGGGUGGCCGUGUGGAAACGUAGACGUGUCAGUGAUGGCUCACCAUGCCUGAUACCUUGGUCUUCCUGUGGUCCGCCAUUGUGCGUUACCCAGGUAUCACCGAUUACACAGCAGGGCUUCCACGGACUCCUACAGGUGGGUUUGAAUGCCCUCUAUCAUAAAUAUUCCAAUGGAAAGUGGGCACUUGACUGCCUGGAAACGUGGGCAACUCUUAGGUGUCCUCUAGUUUCUGAGCGGUGUAUGGCUCACUUUCCUGCAGUGUAACUUUUUUUAUCAGAAGCUUCCAAAGUAAAUUUUUUAACCCCUUCAGCUGCACCCUGGACACUAAAAAGGUGUGCGCUGUAAAUUGUUUUUAACGUUGGCAAUCUUGUCUAAGUGAAGAGUAACAUGUUGAAAAGCUAAUCUGUACUCCACUGUAAUACGGACACAUCCUUUUCGAACUGAAAGAAUGGUGUUUGUUAGAAGAACUGUAUAAUUUAGCAAUCUUCCUGAUGUAUAAGUGAGGGGGGGGGUAUUGUAAAUAAAACGUGACUUCAUUUAUGAGA